UUCAGAUGGAGAAAAGUUAAAUUGGGGGAUUUUUUUGGGUUGUUUUUUGUUUUUUACAUUUUGAGCUCACAUCUGGCACGUAGGCUCCCGCAUCACUGCGCUCUAAUGGAUAGUUGAUCUACACUCGGCAACUUGCGCGGCACAACACGGAAUUUACCGAUGUACUGUGCACUUAAAUUGCCUUGUCAGAUGUUUUAAAAACUCAACCAAUCUCCUGUUUGCGCUUUACUCUUUUCGUUUCUUUUUUUCUUUUGCAAUGAUAAUGGAUUAUCAGUGAUCAUAAAUGGAGACACAGCUGAGAUCUGCAGCAGCCGUAAAAAACACGGACAUUUAAAACAGGUGGCACAUCCAGCAACAGUUCAAGCUGUCCUGAUCUGUUUCAGCUACAAUAACAGGCUGCCAUCUGAGAAACGCGGAGAUACAGUGCGCAGGCUCUCCCAGCGCUGUUCUCCAGCAUCAAACCCCACAGCAACGCACAGUGGACACUCGGCCAACACAUACCAGGUUUUCUUGUUGCCGUGUAAAGCUGAAGACAAUUCUGGAAAUCAAGCAGAACAUUUAGAGACGACAGAAGAAUUUCUGCCUGAGAGUUCUUUUGGAACAUUAGUCAGUGGGAGAGCUGCUGCUGUGUGUCUCUUGUUUUUUUCCCUCUGCUGAACUCUUCCCAGAAGGUUAGAGGAGCAUGUAACUGAAACAAGUGGAGCCCUCAGUGAUUUCAGCAUUCUGUCUCCCCCAUCUGUGCCUACAUUCUCCGCUACAGAUAGGGACGUUUUGAUAAUUACAUAUAAUUAUAAUUUCUGUGGGAGACAGAUCUGCCUCUGUCUAUUAUUGCCAACACCUCCAACACAAUAACUUCACACAUUUACAUAUUUCUCAACAAAAGUGAUAUUCUUUGAACCUCAGAGACAAAUCAAGAAUAAUUUUAUGUCACACGGAGAAGAAAUGUGCCCUUCAGUUCAUAUCUAAUUAGUGAUACAGUUGAAUGACAUGGGCAACUUUUGUGCCUAAAAGCUGAAUGCAGAAAUUCAUGUGGAACUAAAAAAGACUUUUGUCUAAUUUUGUGAUGAGUUUCACAGGCUGCAAAUUAUUUCGUUGGUUUAUGCUUACUCGUAAUUUUCUGUUUCUACAGUCUUCUAGCACUUAGGCUGAGCUUCACUCAUUAUCACCCAGCCCAAUCACAGUAACAGUCUGUGCCAGGCAAGUACUGAUGCACAUUAAUAAAACCAUAUAACAGAUUCAGAUAAUAGUGUUUCUAUAGAUUAGAGUGCCUGGAACCGGUUAAAAUGGGGAUUGGCCCCUGGUCCAGAGAAAGUAGUUUUCAUUAAAAGACAGCUUUCAGAGUUAUGUCUUUCCCUAGAGUCUGCAGCGCUGUCUGUUAUUUUCAUGUGAUUGUGUUAUAAUGCCCCAAAGCAGCAAAUGUAUAAAAAAAAUUACAAACAUCAAACAUUUUUCCAGAACAAAACUGCUGACAGAUUAAAUAAGUGCCAAAUCUGAAUGUAUGUAAUGCCAUACUGACAUAGCCAGGAACAAACGGGACUGAUAAAACUGUUUACAUUUUUUAAAACUCCUGGCCAUACACUAUUGUUCAAGUGCCAUGAUCAGCACAGGAAUGUAUAGGACUGCCAUAUUUUAUUGUAAAUACUGUACUUGCUACUAAUUUUUACUGCCCUUUGUUAAGCAAAACUACAUUCAGUGUGACAGAUAUUUAUUCUUUUGUUCAGUGAGACAUGUAGAACAGGAAAAUUAAGGACUAAAAGCAUGAAGAUUGCUGUUUCAACUUGUCCUUUUUACAAAGCGACAGCAAUUUUAGAGCUGUAGUUUAGAGAGGUGUUUUUGGGGGUCAAAGGAUGAAGUUAUUACACAUUUGGAGUUCUUUCCUAGCAGUCAGUUAAAAACAUUCAGUGACAUUAUCACCAAUAACUGAAAGCUAACAACUGUUUUUUUUAGCACCCUGCAUGAAUAUAAACAAAUAACAGAAAAUUUCAAUGUUAAGCAUUUCUGAAUGAAGCUAUUGAUACAUCAUCAGUAUCCAAGAGGUUGUAUAUGUUACUUGACAACUUCACAUGCCAUUUUAGUGGGUUAAACUGCAAAAGCGGAUACAGCGUUGUAACUGCAUUGACUCAACAACAGAAAAUAGUUCUCUUAGUCAUGUAAAAAUGACGCCCACCACCAAUCUCAGAAUCGUCGCUGUCUCCCUGCUCUCCCUCCUUACUGUCCCACUUACCACUGCUGUGGAGACCUCUCCAUCUCCCCCUCCUCAGCACAUAGACCACUCAGGGAGGCCUUUCACUGAGCAGCCCAAGUCUGCUCCUAGCUCCUCUCUCCUGCUCCUAUCUAUCCAGGCCAACAUCCGGCCGGCAGCUCUCCAGGGCAGGACCAAAACCCCUGAGAAACUUCCAGAAACAGCAGAGGGAGUUCUGGAGGCUCCUCCGAGGCCCAUGCCUCAGGUCAUGUUUCCCAAAAAUGUGACUUCAGCAGAUGCUCUUGCACCUCCCUUAGGUGCAGCCCAGGUAGAGCCUAUUCGACCCCGCCUCAUGGAUGUAUGGAUGGACGUAUGUCGGGGUUAUUAUGAUGUAAUGGGACACUUUGACAGCUCUUUCAACUGCACAAAGGAUGGCUUCAUCUAUUGCUGUGGGACCUGCUACUUGCGUUUCUGCUGUCCAGACCGCAAUCGACAACUGGAACAGGAGAGCUGUCCAAACUAUGACUCUCCAGACUGGGCCAAGCCACAGACAGAUACUAUGUUUAUACCAGAGGACUCGGGCAAUGACCCAGACUUUGAUCCCCUGAAACAGCAGAGCCACAACACAGGCUUCGUCAUUGGUGGUGUAGUUGUAUUCAUGGUGGUUGUAGCUGUCGGCAUCAAGGUGGUGUUCAACAAGGUGCAGCAGGAAGCCAUCCAGAGAGAUCUCAAUAUGCCCAGAGCCCUGGUUGAUAUGUUGCGGCACCAAUCCAGCCCCGUCCAGCAGGAUGAGAGAAACAACAGUGUGGCUCUGACUGUAGGCGAUGGACAGGGGACACUGGGGAGACCUCCAAAAAAUCUUUAUGCUCCAGGAUUGCCCAGCAAGGACAAUAGAUUGGGAAAUUUGCAACACAAUUUCAUCCACUCAUCAGGCUCCAGUCCCAAACAUACUGCAACUAUCGAACGUACCCCUCGGAUGAACAAUGCUCAGCUGGCAGCUGGAGGCACCCUGCUCUCCAGUAAACACAACAACACCAAAUCUCAGCCGUCCUUCCACCAUUCCCUGCACAACCUGGCUCAGCUGCCUCCCUCCUAUGAGAGUGCCACCAAGCCAGAGCUGAACAGAUACUCCUCACUGAAACGCCUUGAAAAAGGUCUGGAUGAGUACUCGUCUGGUUACUGCACCACCAAACGCCGGCCUCACACAGCACAGCCGGCCCUCCAGUCCUCUCAGCACCACCUUCACUGGGGUGGGGACUAUACCCUCAGUGGGCGAGGAACCCUCCCCAGGCAUGCAGUUCGUCCAUGGAUCCCGCCGCCACCAUCUGGAAUGCCUGCAUCACCCACUCCCAAUCCUUACCCUCUGGAUCCCCCAGAGCCUCAGUUCAAUGCCAACUACGACACUCUCUCUAAACCCCCAAGGAAAGUCAAGUCUACUGAUCAGCUGCUUAAUAUGGGCGAUGUUCCUGGCAACACAGGGACCCUCUCCCGGCUGUCCAAGAACCAGCAACAUCAGUACUACAAAGCCAUGGCUGCCUCCAAUAAGAACUCAAACACCCAGACCCUCACCAGGAAGACCCAGGAAAGGCAGAGAGAGGAGAGACAGGAACGCCUUCUCAUGUCCCCAGACCAUUUGGAGGAGAGGAUGGGUGGGAUGGGGGUUGUAGAUCCAUAUGCCCACACAACAGGGGGGAUCGUCCCGACGCUGCCUCGCCAACAGAAGGCCCAGUCUCAGCAGAACGUCUGCGCCACACCUUCCCUAGACCGGCAUCACAUGAUCAAGAUGAACUCUCACCCCACCUCUGGAAGAGAGCAAGAGAGGAACACACCCAUGACGGGGCACAUGAGUGGGGGAAUGGGCUGGGCGGGGGAGGGCCCUGGGGCAGGGGUAGUCAUGGGAACGGGAACGCUAGGGGGCCACAGCGCGAGGAGGAUGGCUUUUGCAGCGAAAAGGCAGAACACCAUCGAACAGCUACAUUUCAUACCAGGAGGGGGUGGUGGGGGGUCUGGAGGAAGUGGGGGAGGCAGGCAGGAGAUCAGGACAGGGAGUAAAAACGAGGUGACAGUGUGAGGUUUGUGCCUAAUGUAGAGUUUACCCCUCAAUGGGAAUAGAUCACCCUUCUGCAUUUAACUCUUAGAUAUACAACUACAAGAAAUAAAACUAGAAUAUAAGUAUAAACUAUAGUAAAAGUAUACGUGUUUAGGCUAUUCAAAUUAGUGUUAUGUUUAAUUCUAUAUCUUGAAUAUAACUACUUCUAAAAUUAUUAUAGGUCUAUUGUGGGGAAUAUCUGUUCCAAUUAUGUGAUAGCCUACAUCAGCCAUAUUUUGUAACCGAAUUUGCCAUAUUGCCAUAAACAGCAGUGCCAUUACUUGUAAAGAAAGACUGACUGGAAAGGGUGAAACAAAACCAACAGAAGUGUCGUUCAUAAUUUAGUUUUUAUAUGUUUUUUCAAAAAGUACUCAGGAGCCAUAUUAGAUAGGAAAACCAGACGAUAUCAAAAAAAAAGAGGAGGUCUCUGAAGAGGAGGACCCUGCGGAUUACUGUAUCAAAGAAUUUAAUAGAGAAUUGAGCCAACUACCUGCUGGACUGUCGAACUGCUUAACUCUUGCCAACAAUGAUUUAUUAAACUGAGUCUCACGGGUGAACAGCUGUGAACGGGAGAUGUGACACUGCUGAACCAAACUCAUCCUGACACAAGGAGACAGAACUGAUUUUCAUUGCUUCCUUUGUAACUAAAUGGACGAGGUUUCUGACUGCCUGACAAUAUUGGCAGGACUCUGCACCCGCCUUAUACCGCGGACGUACCCACAUUACCAAUCUGAUGCCUGGGUUGCCUAAGUUUUCCAUGUGACCUUAGUUUAAAUCCCCAGAGGAAAUAACUCUGAUCACUGUUACACUACAGGAGUGUAAGCUGACAAUAAGAUAUGCUGUAGGUGAGUGUUCCCUAAUGUUCCCAGUGAUAGAUCAGAAUUUAACUGGGCUACCAAAUAAACCAGAUUUAUUGUUAUACCAACAAAAAAUCUUCAGUUCGAGCGGUGACAGAACAGACGCUGAGUUUAAAGGCAACAUCCUGUCAUGUAGGCUGUGUAUGAAGAGCAACGUUUUUUUUUCUACAGAGCACAAAUGAAUAGAUCAUGAUGCAGAGGUUGCACUUACACAACUGUCCUUCAAAGCCAUUUAUGGAGAUACAAAGAAAAAAAAAACACAGAGCAAGCUGGUCUGACAAUCACCAUUUUAUUAUUCUCACCAGGUGACAAAUUAUACAAGUCAAGUGAUAUUUUGUACAGUCAAAGGAUUGGCUUCAGAGCAAAGCCGAAACCUCUGAGUCAGGAGAGAGGGCAACCAGAGGCCUUCUCCUGCAUGGCUCCGUUUGCCGCAAGAGACUUAGAUGGUUAGGAAGCCCUUCCCAUCUUCAGACAAAGACCUUGCUGUAUCAUAACGCACUUCAGCCAGUAUGACUAAAAAAAAGAAAAAAAAAAGAAAAGAGACAAAAAAAAUCUUCAUCAAUAACAACGCUUAUCAAUACUAAGGGCUAUCCUAUCUUAUAUACUGUAGUAUGUGAUAUCUGUGGUCCAUAUAAAAUGCUAUCUCUUUCUCUUGAUUUUGUGUUGAUAUUGUCAUGAUGUAUUAAGUAUUAAUGUGUACAAAAAACAAGAGCAAUUUAAGCACAGUUCAAAGAGAAAACAGAGACAAAACUUUGCACAAAUCUAUCCCCUGAUAUUUGCACCAGAUACAAACAUACUUUGUAUUGUGUCCUCAAGGUUACAUUCUGUAGAAGCACGGCUGAGAAAGUGACUGAUCAAUGGAAGGUACUGUUUUGAGAGGAUUUUUUUUUUUUUUAUCAACAAGAAAAGAAACCCAGCGAGAAAUCAGAGGUAAUUGCGCGGAUCAAAGAAGGAAUUUGUUACUGCUUGGUUUAGUUCAGUCAUGUGACAGGAUACAGAGAUGAAACGCUGAUAAGAAACACUGAUUUUAUUUGGACAAUCUUCCUAUACACAGUGCUAAAUGUAAUUGUUAUGAAUAUGAUGGAGUGUUAUUAUUAAUAAUUAUUAUAACUGUUAUGGUUAUUAUUAACAAUUAUCUUAUGAUGUGAUGUUCUUUUACUUGGUGGGAUUUAAGUGUUUAUUGUUUUUAGAUAACUAGCAUUCUCAUGACUAGCUGGUUUUUCAUACAUCUGGUCAUAAAUUCAAGUUUUAAAAACAUUCCAAAUCUUAAUGCAUGCCAGCUCCAUUUCUUUGAGGCAUUUACAGUAUAUCUGGAUUCAAGGUCACUGUUGCAUAUAAUGGCCACUUCUCCAGCUGUUUGUACUGUGCCUAGACAUCGGCCUUAUGACUUCUUGAUCUCAAGUGAUUACUUAGGUUUCCACUCUGGUACAAAACAUCUAUUGAAAAAAUCGGCAGCCUUCUAAAUGUAUGUACUGAUGACAGUCUUAUAAAAGCCAGUGAGGGAUAGAUGUGUUCAGGACGGGCCUGAAGAUAUUAACGUCACCAGACUAGAAACGGUCUGUUGUCUUCUCUGCAGCAGCCUGCUCCGAUAACAUAUGGGUUAUACACACUAAACCUAUAAUGCCAUAAUGUAUGUGUUUGGAUGAAUGUUCACUUCACAGGUUAAGGUAAAGAUGGAGGUCUGAUGGAAACCUGAAUGCUUUGAUUACAGUGUAUUUUUCAGGGAAAUAGGACUGAUGACAUACAGUAGUAUUAGAUUUUUUUAAUAGAACCACAAAAGGUCUGUAGCAAAGUCUGUAAUAUCUCACAAGCCAUAUCCAUCGAAAUUCAUUAUCACAAUUUUAUAAAUGGUUAAUCUAAUUUGUGCAAGUAUUGUAUUUUGUAUAGCUAGUACAAUCAGAAUAUUUUGAGUGGUCUCUUCGACAUUAAUUUGAGGAUUCAACAAAUUAUGUGUUAGUAUUUAAUGAAUUGUACAGUGCCAAACUCAUAACAUUUUGUUGUCUUUCUAUUGUCAUAGCCUCCUACAUGGCUACAGGGGUAUUUCUUUUUCACAAUUAAGAACUAAUAUGAGGGCAAGUAAGAUAAAACAU
Messenger RNA from Sphaeramia orbicularis (orbiculate cardinalfish), 7218 nucleotides. RefSeq names its product shisa family member 7a (gene shisa7a). The record is from RefSeq and is a predicted model, not a curated record. Gene Ontology annotation, biological process: regulation of AMPA receptor activity; regulation of short-term neuronal synaptic plasticity. The coding region runs from base 2157 to 4253 and encodes 698 amino acids. The transcript is spliced from 6 exons. Lineage: Eukaryota; Metazoa; Chordata; Actinopteri; Kurtiformes; Apogonidae. Gene Ontology annotation, cellular component: postsynaptic membrane; postsynaptic density; AMPA glutamate receptor complex.